This is a messenger RNA of Salvia miltiorrhiza (redroot sage), 876 nucleotides long. RefSeq lists its product as uncharacterized. The record is from RefSeq and is a predicted model, not a curated record. Lineage: Eukaryota; Viridiplantae; Streptophyta; Magnoliopsida; Lamiales; Lamiaceae. The transcript has 2 exons. The coding region runs from base 217 to 804 and encodes 195 amino acids.
AAAAAAUGUUUUUCAACGGCUUUUUCGACCGUUUUUCAAUUUUUUUUUUCUUCCCCAACGGCUCUUUCGUCCGUUUGCAUCCAUUUUCCUUUUUUUUUUUUUUUUAAUCUUCUUUUCUCUCUAUAAAUAAUACUUCUCCCUCAUUCAUUCAUCACAACUCACUCCUUCUUCCUCCUACAAUUUUUCUUGCAAAAUAUCAUAUUCGUUCUUCCAAAAAUGUCAUCACCUGAACAUGAUUCUUCGCCCGAUUCCGACGAAGUCGCUGAAAAGUUCAUGGAGUUGGUUGAGUUGCAGAAACAACUGCUUCAAUCAUACUGCCCCCAACCGGCGUCGGAGCCGGCGCGUGCGAAACGUCCCCGAUCAUACGUCCACCGUGAUCGUGAAGAGGCCCAUGUACGUCUUAUGCAAGACUACUUCGUCGACAAUCCAACGUACGGCCCUACUUUUUUCCAGAAUCGGCACGGAAGGAUGUGGAACGCGCCUUCAGAGUCCUUCAAGCUCGGUGGGGAAUCAUUCGAAGUCCGGCGCAAUUGGUACGUAGAGCACCUGAAGGACAUCAUGUUGUGUUGCAUCAUUCUCCACAACAUGAUUGUGGAGCACGAAGGUGAAGCGGCUGCCAACUGGAGAGAUGAUGACGGGGCGUCUAGCAGUGGUUCGACGGAGAGUGCUGGACAAACACCGGUGUCCUUCGAGGAAUAUGUGCGAAGGGAUAGCCUUCUCCGAGAUAGACAACUACAUGCUCAGCUCCGAUAUGAUUUGAUUGAGCACCUUUGGGCACGUUUCGGACCUCUAGGGCCAGAGUAGUUAAUUUUUAUGAAUUGUUUUUAUUUUAUUUAAGUUUUAUGUAAUAUUUAGGAUUUUAUAAUUAAUGCAAUU